AUGAUUUACCUUUCUGUCUAUUUGAUCCUGCCAUUCUUACCCUACAUCUAUUUCGCUGUCCAAAGUGGUGGCAAGAAGAAAAAGGAUACCACAAAAAAAAGUAGGAAGAAACAUUCAAGCAAAAAAGAUAAGAAAAAGGAGAAGAAGGAGAAGGGGAAGAAAGAGGAGAAGAAGGAAGACGAGAAGAAAGAAGAGAAGAAAGACGAAAAGAAAGAAGGGGAGAACAAGGACGAGCAAAAAAAUGAAGAAGGAGAGAAAGAGGGAGAGAAGAAAGGGGAUGAGAAGGACGAGGAAAAAGAAAAGGACAAAAAUGAGGAAGAGCUCCCACUAGAUGUUACUAUGCCAUCUGAAUCGAAGGAAGAGCCACCGGCACCGGGUGACACAAAAAAGGGAAUAAAGCUGAGUCCUAGCAGCCUAGCAUGGGAGCCAAAGGCGUCGAAGCAGGUGCUUAAAGUCACAAAUGCAACGGAAGAGAAGCAGGCGAUGAAAAUAAAGUGCUCCAACAAUGCUAUAUUCAGGUGCGACUUUACUUUUCUUUCACUUAAUUUGGAGGAACAGCUCUGGGUGAAGGGUAUCCGCACGACAACCUCACUGAAGACUGUCCACCCAAAAGGGGAGACAAAAGCGACUUAG
This is a messenger RNA of Haemonchus placei, 633 nucleotides long. The record is from the annotation of a GenBank genome assembly. NCBI's taxonomy places the organism in Eukaryota, Metazoa, Nematoda, Chromadorea, Rhabditida, Trichostrongylidae.